AAAAGGAGAACCUAUGUCUAUAUGGAUUCCCCAAUGAACAAUGGGAAGUUAAUUUGCCAGCUGAAGAAGUUCCUCCAGAACUUCCCGAACCUGCAUUGGGCAUAAACUUUGCUAGGGAUGGGAUGCAAGAAAAGGACUGGUUAUCUUUAGUUGCUGUUCACAGUGAUGCAUGGCUACAGUCCGUGGCUUUCUACUUUGGAGCGAGAUUUGGUUUUGAUAAAGCUGACAGGUUAGAGCUAUGUUUCAUUUAUGCAAUUGCGAUAGGAAAAGCGCAGCUGAAAAAAGCACAAGCAAGACGCAUUUCUUAUGCCGUGUCAUUGACUGUCUUUCCUUUGCUUAUAAUACUGAGCCAAAAUGGUUUAGGCUAUUUAACUAUUUCAUGA
Molecule: messenger RNA, 383 nt
Organism: Vigna umbellata (rice bean)
Lineage: Eukaryota; Viridiplantae; Streptophyta; Magnoliopsida; Fabales; Fabaceae
Source: RefSeq, a predicted model, not a curated record